UGUGUGCCCGCCAAAUUUCAUGUUUUUAUGUCUUUCUUAUUCUUCUAUUAAUCCCUUCUGCAAUUACACUAGUUUUUUCAUAUCUUUGAUCUCUGAUUUUUGUUUAAUUAAUGGCUCAUUGUAUUUGUUUUUCAACUCUGCAGGUGUUUUUUGAGGUGUUUGUGAGGUGGGUUCAUAAAAUUGGAAUCUUUCAGCAGUUUCAGUUAAAGUCCAGAUCAGGAAUUGGGUGAUUUUUCUAUUUAUGCUUCUGUAAUUGACAAUUUUAGCUGCAUUUGCUGGAAUCUAGUCUUGCAGUUGAAUUUUAGGAAUUGGCUGGCUGUUGCUCCACGAUUUUGAUUGAACAAGAUUUGAGGAGCUGAAUUUCUAGGUCUAAUUGGGCUGUUCUUAUUGAGAGUGAUGUGAAGGAGUGAUUCUCAUAAUUAGUGUGAGUGAGUUUGAUUGCCUACACCAUUUUAAUGGAAAAUCGUGAUCUUAUCGAGUCAAAUCAUAGUAUCCCAAUUGUGAAGCAAGAAUUUGGAUUUUAUCAUAGUCAUGAUUUUAUUCUAAGUCAGAAUCAUGAUUUGGAGCAUGAGAAUUCAUUACCUAUAGGAGAGAAUCACGGCCUUGGUCUAGGUUUGGAUAAUGACGAUGCACAUGAUUUGAGCAUAGAACAUGAUCGUAGCCACAAUUUGACUAUAAGCCAGAUUGAUGAGCAUAACAUGAGUCCGUUGCAACUAGUCAAUGGUGAAUAUGAUGACGGAGAUGCAUAUGUCCAUGAAGAUGAGGUUGGAUCGAAUAUGGGCUCUAAUGAACAACAAGUAGUUGAUGAAGAUAAUGUUGAUGCAGAGGAUCAUGAUCAUCAGUUGGCUGUUACCGAUGAGGAUCGUAAGUUAGAUGCAUUAGAUACUCGUGAUUUAGAUGUUAGCCUAGAGCUGCAAGUCGAUGGUACUCAAGAGAUGACUACUAUUCCUGCUUCGGAGUAUGAAGUUCAAGAGCCUGAAUUCAUUUACUCCUCUCCUAUAGUGCUGUCACAAUCCCUUGUUCCAGCGCCUAACCAUGACUUGUAUGUGGGACAAGAAUUUUCCGAUGUGCAAAGUUGUCGAAGGGCACUUAGAGACGCAGCCAUUGCGCUUCACUUUGAGAUACAAACGGUCAAAUCUGAUAAAACCCGUUUCACAGCCAAAUGUGUCAAUGAGGGAUGCCCUUGGAGGAUACAUGCUGCUAAGCUUCCUGGUGUUCCGACAUUCUCGAUCCGAACUCUGAAUAAUAAUCACACAUGUGAGGGUUUGACUCAUCUUGGCCAUCAACAAGCGACUGUAGAAUGGGUUGCUAAUUCUGUCGAGCAGCAACUUCGGGAAAAUCCAAAUUGCAAGCCGAAGGAGAUACUGGAAGAGAUUCAUCGAGUACAUGGAAUCGCUUUAUCGUACAAACAAGCUUGGAGAGGGAAAGAACGUAUCAUGGCUGCUGUCCGUGGAUCAUUUGAGGAAGGCUACCGCCUCCUUCCUCAGUAUGCAGAGCAGAUUCAGCGAACAAAUCCAGGGAGUAUUGCAAAAGUUUAUGGAAAUCCCGAGGAUGGUUGUUUCCAACGAUUGUUUGUGUCAUUUCAAGCAUCGAUUUUCGGUUUUCUUAAUGGGUGUCGUCCCCUUCUUGGACUUGAUAAGAUCUCCUUGAAGAGCAAAUACCUAGGUACCUUGCUUCUUGCCGCCGGUUAUGAUGGUGACGGAGCUUUAUUCCCUCUCGCAUUUGGCGUGAUUGAUGAGGAAACCGAUGAAAAUUGGAUGUGGUUCCUCUCCGAGUUGCAUAAUCUGCUUGAGUUAAACACGGAAAAUAUGCCGAGGCUCACUAUAUUGUCGAAUAGGAAAAGGGGUAUAAUCGAUGGGGUGGACGCAAAUUUCCCCACUGCAUUCCACGGGUUCUGUAUGCAACAUCUUAGUGAAAAUUUCCGCAAAGAGUUCAACAAUACCAUGCUGGUUAAUCUUUUCAUGGAAGCUGCUUGUGCCCUUACUGUCAUCGAGUACGAGACCAAAAUUCUCGAGAUUGAGGAGAUUUCAGCCGAUGCAGCCUUUUGGAUCAGACAGAUCCCACCUCACUUAUGGGCAACUGCAUGUUUCGAAGGGACACGAUUAGGCCAUAUGACAGCAAGUAUGGUGGAAUUAGUCACCCCUUGGAUUCUCGAAGCUUCUACUCUUCCAAUCGUUCAGAUGAUGGAGAAUAUAAGAAGGCAGCUAAUGACUUGGUUCAAUGAACGGCGUGAAGCGAGUAUGCAAUGGACAAGCACACUAGUACCAAACGCGGAAAAACAGGUGGCGGAUGCCCUAGAACAAGCUCGGAGUUACCAAGUUCUCCGAGCUAACGAAGCUGAAUUCGAAGUUAUAUCCCAUGACGGGACUAACAUUGUCGACAUCAGAAAUCGCUGUUGCCUUUGUCAUGGAUGGCAGGCAUACGGGUUGCCUUGUGCUCAUGCAGUAGCCGCUCUACUUUCAUGUAGACAAAAUGUUCACCGGUUUGCUGAAAGCUGUUUCACGGUUGCUACUUACAGAAAGGCGUACUCUCAGACCAUUCACCCUAUACCCGAUAAGACAUUAUGGAAUGAGAGCAAUACUGGUGGUGUUCCCGAUAUCAUCAUACAUCCGCCAAAAUCACUUCGGCCACCGCCUCGGCCCAGGAAAAAGCGAGCUCGACCAGAAGACCGAGGAGGACCUGUGAAACGGGUUGUGCAUUGUAGUCGCUGCAACCAAACGGGACAUUUUAGGACUACUUGUGCUGCUCCUAUCUAGAUGUUUUCAUUUGUAUCAUCUAAUGCUUCUAUGUAAGUUACGAUUUGAUAUACUUCACGCAGUUCUAAUACAAUGAGUUCAGAGGAAUUUCGAUUA
Amaranthus tricolor (Joseph's coat) is the source of this 2852-nucleotide messenger RNA. RefSeq lists its product as uncharacterized. Gene Ontology annotation, molecular function: zinc ion binding. The transcript has 3 exons. Bases 456 to 2756 code for a protein of 766 amino acids. The record is from RefSeq and is a predicted model, not a curated record. NCBI's taxonomy places the organism in Eukaryota, Viridiplantae, Streptophyta, Magnoliopsida, Caryophyllales, Amaranthaceae.